This is a messenger RNA of Eruca vesicaria subsp. sativa (arugula), 318 nucleotides long. The record is from the annotation of a GenBank genome assembly. Lineage: Eukaryota; Viridiplantae; Streptophyta; Magnoliopsida; Brassicales; Brassicaceae.
AUGAAUAUCACUGAAAUUAUGUGUCUCCGGUCAGCACUCGUCUUCCUCAUUCUAUCGAUCGUUGUGAUCGACCACCUUCCCCUUGCAAGUGCAGGUCAGUGGUGUGUGGUAUCUCCAUCAGCGACAGAUGCACAAAUGCAAGCUAAUAUUGAUUGGUUGUGUGGCCAUGGACAUGUUGACUGUAUACCAAUCAAACCGGGCGUCCAAGUGGUAAAGGCUCACAGUUGUGAGUUUCGCCAUCUGGGUUCGAAAUCCAAUCACUGGAGGAUUUACAUGCGGACUCUCCAGCGCCCGAAACUGAAGAUCGUGCUCACCUAA